AUGGGAGCUGUGAGACUGUGGAACCUAAAACCCACGUUACUUGGUUGGCGUUCGUUUACUGGGUCGCAUCUGGAGUGUGCGUUUUUCACUCUCUUCCUCCUCCCUUCUCCCAUUUCCUUACAUUACACCUCACACCCUCUCUCACUUAUUUUAUUUAUAACCGUCUCACUCACUUGAAUGUCGGCACCGCAGAGGCUUCUCUGCACUCUCUCUUCCAGAACCUUCCUCUUACUUCCAUUUUCCCAUCCCUACAGAACUCUCGCUUCUCCUCCUUCUCCUUUCUCACUCAUCCCAAUGCCUCGCAAUCAGCGGAGGGGACAACAAUGGAAGGAGAAACCGAAACGCGAAGGGGAAUUAUCGGCUGCGGCUGCGGCUGGGGGAGGUGCAAUUACUUCUUCUGCUUCAGCUGGAACAGUUACUAACGGCCUUGCCGGAUUGCGUAUUGCUGAAAGCGGGGCGGCGAAAACCAGUGUUGGAGCUGGUGUCCAAGAUAGGAAGGUGAUUUGGAAACCGAAAUCUUAUGGAACUGCGAGUGGAGUCGCAACUGCCGAAGCUGAAAUGGCUGGUAAAGGUGCAGCUGAUGCUGAUGCUGCUGCUGCUGCUGCAGGGGCUGAAGCUGUUGUGGCUUCGCCCAAAACGAGUGGUAGUCCCAGUUUGAGCAAGUUGUUUAGCGGUAAUUUGUUGGAGAAAUUUACUGUGGACAACUCCACAUACUCGCAGGCGCAAAUCAGAGCUACUUUCUACCCAAAAUUCGAGAAUGAGAAGUCAGAUCAAGAGAUAAGGAUAAGAAUGAUUGAGAUGGUAGCUAAAGGUUUGGCUACGUUAGAGGUUUCUCUCAAACACUCUGGUUCUCUUUUUAUGUAUGCGGGUCAUGAAGGUGGAGCUUAUGCGAAAAAUAGUUUUGGAAAUAUGUAUGUUUAUACUGCUGUUGGUGUAUUUGUACUUGGGCGGAUGUUUCGCGAGGCUUGGGGAGCUGCGGCUUCUAAAAAACAAGCUGAAUUUAAUGAUUUUCUUGAGAGAAACCACAUGUGCAUAUCAAUGGAACUUGUAACUGCUGUUCUUGGUGAUCAUGGACAGCGUCCCCGAGAAGAUUAUGCGGUAGUUACAGCAGUUACUGAAUUGGGCAAUGGAAAGCCAAGGUUCUAUUCAACUCCUGAAAUAAUUGCUUUCUGCAGAAAAUGGCGCCUACCUACAAAUCAUGUGUGGCUGUUUUCAACAAGGAAAUCAGCAUCAUCCUUCUUUGCUGCCUAUGAUGCUUUAUGUGAGGAGGGUACUGCAACACCGGUAUGCAAGGCUCUUGAUGAAAUUGCAGAUAUAUCUGUACCAGGUUCAAAAGACCAUAUAAAGGCCCAAGGUGAAAUUCUGGAGGGUCUCGUAGCUCGUCUUGUGAGUCAUGAUAGUCCAAAUCAUAUGAAGAAAAUUUUGAAAGAAUACCCUUUUCCACCUGCUGAUGGAGAUGCCCUUGAUUUGGGACCAAGUCUAAGGGAAAUUUGUGCUGCAAAUAGGUCUGAUGAAAAACAGCAAAUAAAAGCUCUUCUUGAGGGUGUUGGUAGUUCUUUUUGUCCCGACUACUCGGAUUGGUUUGGGAUCGGUGCUACUGAUUCUCAUUCAAGAAAUGCAGACCGAUCUGUUCUUUCAAAGUUUUUGCAAACCAAUCCUGCAGACUAUUCAACUAAAAAGUUGCAGGAAGUUGUCCGGUUGAUGAGGGAAAAACGCUUCCCCGCUGCAUUCAAAUGUUAUCAUAACUUCCAUAAAGUUGAUGACAUAUCAAGUGACAAUCUUUUCUACAAAAUGGUCAUUCAUGUACACAGUGACUCAGCUUUCAGGAGAUACCAGAAAGAAAUGAGGCAUAAACCUGGAUUAUGGCCACUAUAUCGAGGAUUCUUUGUUGAUAUCAAUUUAUUCAAGGCAAACAAGGAGAGAACCACUGAAAUUUCAAAGAAUAAUAGUACAAGUGAAAGUGCUAGUGAUAGCUCUGAGAAAGAAGAAUUAGCUGAUGAAGAUGCAAACUUAAUGGUCAAAUUGAAAUUUCUUACGUAUAAGUUGCGAACAUUUCUCAUUCGAAAUGGCUUGUCAAUUCUGUUUAAAGAAGGUCCAGGUGCUUACAAGGCUUAUUACCUAAGACAAAUGAAAAUAUGGGGAACCUCCCCAGGAAAGCAGAGAGAACUUAGCAAGAUGCUUGAUGAAUGGGCUGUCUUUAUAAGAAGGAAGUAUGGAAAUAAGCAACUAUCAUCAUCAACUUAUCUUAGUGAAGCUGAACCUUUCCUUGAACAAUUCGGAAGACGAAGUCCUCUGAACCAGGCUCUAAUAGGCUCUGCGGGUAAUUUAGUUAGGACUGAAGAUUUCUUGGCCAUUGUUGAGGAAGGCCAGGACGAAGAAGGUGAUCUUGCAGCAGAGCGGGAGUCAGUGUCACCUGGGCCUAGUAUCCCAGUUCAAGACACGGUCCCAAAAGCUGAUGGGCUGAUUGUAUUCUUUCCUGGAAUACCUGGUUGUGCUAAGUCUGCCCUUUGCAAAGAAUUGCUAAAGGCUAAAGAAGGAUUAGGAGAUGAGCGGCCAAUGCAUAGUCUCAUGGGUGAUAUGAUAAAAGGAAAAUAUUGGCAGAAAGUGGCUGAAGAACGCAGAAGGAAACCAAAGUCUAUAAUGCUUGCUGACAAGAAUGCCCCAAAUGAAGAAGUUUGGAGAUUGAUAGAAGACAUGUGUCGCAGAACCAGGGCAUCUGCUGUUCCCAUUGUGCCGGAUUCCGAAGGAACUGAUACAAAUCCAUUUUCCCUUGAUGCAUUAGCUGUUUUCAUGUUUCGUGUGCUUCAACGAGUCAAUCAUCCAGUAUAUAUCCCCUUAUUUUUCUGAAAUAACAAGGCAUCUCCAAAUGCUGGCUAUGUGCUUCUAAUGUUUUAUCACCUCUAUGAGGGCAAGAGCCGUAAAGAAUUUGAGAGUGAAUUAAUUGAGCGUUUUGGGUCGCUUGUCAAGAUGCCACUGUUGAAGCCGGAUAGGACUCCCCUUCCCGAGGCUUUGCACUCUGUCCUGGAGGAAGGAAUUGAUCUAUAUAAGCUUCACACUAAAAGACAUGGAAGAUUAGAAUCUACCAAGGGGUCUUAUGCACAGGAAUGGACAAAAUGGGAGAAACAACUACGAGACAUCCUUUCUGGGAAUGCUGACUAUUUGAAUUCAGUUCAGGUUCCGUUUGAGUUUGCUGUCCAGCAAGUUCAGGAAGAAUUACAGAAGGUUGCCAAGGGUGAUUACAUACCGCCAGUUACCGAGGAGAGGAAACUUGGAACCAUCAUUUUUGCUGCCCUCAGUCUACCAGUUACAGAAAUUCAUGCUGUUCUUAACAAUUUAGCCAAGAAGGAUCCCAAGAUUGAAGCUUUCCUUAAAGACAAGAAAUUAGAGAAUCUUAAUCGUGCUCAUUUGACUCUUGCCCACAAGAGAAGUCACGGCAUCAAAGCUGUAGCUGACUAUGGCCUUUUCCUGCAUAAGAAGGUACCAGUGGAGCUUACAGCACUACUCUACUCUGAUAAGAUGGCUGCAUUUGAAGCAUUUCCGGGGUCAGUUGAAGGUGAGAAGAUAGAUUCCAAGAAUGAGUGGCCUCAUGUUACCGUAUGGACUGCUGAAGGCGUUUCUGCCAAAGAGGCCAACAUGUUGCCACAUUUGCUUGCAGAUGGGAAAGCAAAUAGGAUUGUCUUCAAUCCUCCCAUCAAUAUAUCCAGCACAAUGGAGUUCUUUUGAGCAUUCAGUUCCUCAUCUACCCUUCCAAAUUCCUAAAUCCCCAUGGCACUAACAUCAAGAGAUGAUGGAAAAAAUUUUGUAGGAGCGAGCAUUUACUAGAGAUAUUUGUGUACAUAUAGGCUUAUUACAAGGUGAUUUCUGCAAUUGAGUGGUGGGGUAUUCCCGUCUUGGCUUGUUUCACUUGGUUCUCUUUCAUGUUAAGUUAUCAAUUUAUAUGUAUUUUUUCCAAUGGAAUAUGUGUCUUA
Arachis ipaensis is the source of this 3968-nucleotide messenger RNA. NCBI's taxonomy places the organism in Eukaryota, Viridiplantae, Streptophyta, Magnoliopsida, Fabales, Fabaceae. The record is from RefSeq and is a predicted model, not a curated record.